CUCCACUUCAAUAGUUCAAUUACAACAUCCACGACUGAUCUCUGUUAUAAUGGCUCCAAAACGCAGGAGAUCCACGAUGGAUCCCACAUCUGAUCUGAAGGAUGAAUCAAAACCCCCGCUGGGCAGAAGGACUUCCACGCGCGGUAAGAAAGCUAGAAUAAUGACAAACCCAGAUGAAAAUCCAGAUAUCGUGGACGGAAAAGCUGCAUUACGAGCAAGUCCAGAUGUGGAUGAGAAAGGAGAAUCUCUCGAUAUGAAACGGGUUGCCCCGUUGAAGCAACUAAUUACAUCCGUGGCGAAACCUGUGUCGGCAGAAGAAGAGGAUAGCGACUCGUCACUAUCAGACGCCAUAUCGCCAGUCCCUACACCAGUUAAAAAGCGCCGAAAAGCACCGACUAAGAGCUCAGUAUCUGCGAAGAAGGGAUCGGAUGAAAUCAAAGCAUUCAAAGCAGAGCAAGCAGCGAAGAAGGCGGCUGAAUUGGCGAAGGUGAAGAAAGAGGACGACGAGGAUGAAUGGGAUAAGCGACAAGAUCCAGAUGGGGAUGAGAUGGGUCCGAUUGAAGAAGUGGAUGUGUUGAAGAGAGAAGCUGGCCGGCCACCACCUGUAAACAGCGACUACUUGCCAUUACCAUGGAAAGGGCGAUUAGGCUACGUUCGCUUCCCCUGAUCCAGUCCUUUGCUUCCAAUGGACAGGAUAUCGCUAACUCUGAACUCUGUUAGGCUUGCUUAAACACAUAUCUUCGAUUUUCCAAUCCUCCUAUUUUUACGUCAAGAACUUGUCGUAUGUCAUCCAUAGUGGAACAUCGACAUCCUCUCAAAGACCCAUCACAACCGGAGCACGCCACCAAAAACAGACCUGACAAAUCUCAACCGGCUUCCAUUGAAAGAGGUCAGCGUUAUGUGGAAGAAAUUUGUCUGGCAAAUGUGCGAGAUCUUCCAAAAAUGUUUCGCUGGAAUGACAAAUACGGAAUAAAGUUCAUGCGUCUAAGUUCGGAAAUGUUUCCUUUCGCAAGCCAUGCCGAAUUUGGUUAUAAACUUGCCCCAUUCGCAUCUGAGGUGCUGGCGGAAGCUGGGAAGGUUAUUGCUGAGCUGGGCCACCGAGUCUCAACACAUCCCGGACAAUUUACCCAACUGGGCUCCCCAAGAGCCGAAGUAAUUGCAAAUUCAAUUCGAGAUCUUGAAUAUCACGAUGAAAUGCUUUCUCUUCUUGAGCUUCCAGAACAGAUGAACCGAGAUGCGGUUAUGAUCCUUCAUUUGGGCGGGACGUUUGGAGAUAAAGCCGCUACUCUUGAUCGAUUUCGGGAGAAUUACAAGGGUCUCUUGCCAUCUAUCAAGAUGCGAAUUGUCCUUGAGAAUGACGAUGUCUCAUGGUCUGUCCACGAUCUCCUACCUCUUUGCGAAGAACUCAAUAUUCCACUGUGCCUAGACUUCCACCAUCAUAACAUCAUUUUCGAUUCCACUCAGCUCCGCGAAGGAACUUUAGACAUCAUGUCUCUCUACCCACGCAUCAAAGCAACAUGGGACCGAAAAAGCAUUCGCCAGAAGGUGCAUUAUAGCGAGCCUUGUCCGGAAGCAAUCACCGGUAGACAGCGAAGAAAGCACAAUCCAAGGCCGAUCACGCUACCUCCUUGUCCUGACGACAUGGAUGUAAUGAUAGAAGCAAAGGACAAAGAACAAGCGGUUUUCGAGCUGAUGCGCACUCUAAAGUUACCUGGUUGGAACACUUUCAACAACAUAAUCCCGUAUGAGAGAGCAGACGAUAACAGAACCCUCCCCAAAAAGGCCAAGAAGAAGAAAACUAAAAAGCAAAUCGCAGCUGAAGUCGAAGAACAUGGGAAAGAACUAAGCGAAGCAGAGGAACCACUGCAAGAAGAAGUUCCAGAAGCUGAUGUCGGUAUGGGAGGCCCAGAGAAUCGCGUGUAUUGGCCAACAGGAAUGGAAGAAUGGUUGCGCCCGAAGAAAAGGGAGGUGAAGAAGAAAAAUGGUGUCGAUGAAGAGGAGAUGUUCAAAAACCCCACUCCCGCAAACUUUACAGCGCGGAAGGCGAUUCAGGCGAGAGAUGCAGCACCCUUGAGUGAAGAGGUUAAGACACAGCUUCAGGAAGCUAAUUGCUUGAGGGAUAUCAAGAAGACUUUGGAUGGUGUGAAGGCAGGAAUGGCUGAGAACGAGAACGAAGAAGUUGAUCUCAAGGAAACUGUGAAGAAACCAACACCUGCGCAGAAGAAAGGCGCGAGGAAACGGGCGCCUACGCCUAGCACUUCUGAUACUGACGAGUUUUGA
Messenger RNA from Hymenoscyphus albidus, 2280 nucleotides. The record is from the annotation of a GenBank genome assembly. NCBI's taxonomy places the organism in Eukaryota, Fungi, Ascomycota, Leotiomycetes, Helotiales, Helotiaceae.